AUUUUGUGAGAUGUUUACAUCAAUUGUAUUGCACGAGUAGUAAUGGCAGCAGGAGCUUCUAGUUUCUUCGCAUCCUCAGAUUGUGCACAAUGGAAAAGAUAUCUUGUCAACUACAAAAAUGUGCUGGAAAUGUUUUGUAUAAAAAAGAAAAAGAAAAAUCUUUUACAACUUGAUAAUUGGUAUCAAACAGAGUUAAGUAGCGAAUUAAAGAAACGCAGAGAUGAUUCAUGUCUACACAAGUUAGAACUUAUCAAAUUAAUGGAAUGGAAGUUGACUCGUGGCAAAUUUCGUCCACGUCUAACUGAAAUGGUCAAAACAAAUCCGGAUCAAAUGGUAGAGGAUGUUUCUUCAUCAAGCUUUCAGAAAAUCGACCGACCUGAAGAGGCCAUAAAAGAAAUGUGCAAGUUGAAAGCAGUUGGACCGGCAACAGCGUCCGCAAUAUUAACAGCUUAUUGUCCUGAGAUAUAUGCUUUCAUGGCGGACGAAGCCGUCAGCUCCGUCAUAUCGGGGAAAAUCGAUUAUACAAUGAAAUAUUAUUUGACAUUUUUGGACAAGAUAACUAAAAAAGCUAAAGAACUUUCAAAAAAAGAUACGAACACCUGGACGCCACACGAUGUUGAGUUGGCGUUGUGGACACAUAAAAUUUCAUGCCAACUUGAUAUAGAACUGACAGAGGAAAAAGAAAAAGGGAAAGCAACUAAACGAAAAUCUAACGACACGGACGUCAAGGCGAAGAAAAAAAGUAAAACGGACAAAUAGCCAAGCAAUCUAAAGCAACGGAAGACGAAAGAAACUACAGGUCUCUAUUGUCAAUAAUCGCAUGUACAUAACGGUGAUCGAGUGUGAAUAGAAUUUUGAUCAAAUAUACAACUUUAUGUUAAGUAAUAAUAUCUAUGCAUGGUUUAAAUUACUAUAAAUUAUAAAAUAUUUUAACGUAAAAAAAAUUAUUCUACAUUUUAUAAAAAAUUUCAUCAACUGGUUAAAAAUAGUGAUAAAUACAAUGUGUGGAAACUUAUGAACUUUCUGCGUCGACCUUACCAAUAUCGUUGCCUUCAUCAGACACAAUAGGAUGUUGCAGUUGCGCCAAGUUCAUAUGUACAGUCCCAUAGUAGCUGAUCUUUCGUGUCUUGGGCUGUCUACUGGAAGAAGCCAUCUCUUCUUGGUAUGGACUGAAUAAAGGAGACUCUUCGUCACUUUCAGUUUCAACUUCUUCAUAACAAUGUCGAGUGAAGCAAAGCUAGAAAGUUUAUAACCUGUAAAUCAGUUACCGCCGCUAGAGGGUGUCGUCAGAAACUGUGACGCAGAAAGUGAAUGGUUUCAGGACUAUUUUUUAUAAACACUAAUUUUUAGUCUGUUCCACAGAAGAUAAAAAGUGUUGAUCAUUUGGUACAUAUACUACUUUU
Molecule: messenger RNA, 1403 nt
Organism: Hydractinia symbiolongicarpus
Lineage: Eukaryota; Metazoa; Cnidaria; Hydrozoa; Anthoathecata; Hydractiniidae
Exons: 5
Coding region: 43-759 (238 amino acids)
Source: RefSeq, a predicted model, not a curated record